GCGGUCGGGUAGUCAAAAAGUUUUAGGUCAAAAGGGUAUACGUAAGAUUUUUCUGAUCAACCCGACCCGUAGAAGCUUCUUUGCUGGCCGCGUAAAUUGGUGUUGCACGCGGCCAUCAGAUGAAGAACAUACAUUUAGAUCCAGAAGCAAAGCCAAAGCUUUGAUAUUCUCAUAAAGAAAAGAGGUCAAGAAAAUCAUCAACGAAAAGCCCUUACUUGCCCGGUAUAUUUCCCAAUUAUAAGCUUAAAAUCUCUGCCUUGUAUUACAAGCCACCUCUUCAAAGUGGUUAAUUAAAAAAAUGGUGAGGAGAAGAGAAAGCCUUACCUUACCAAUCUCGUCUUCAACGCCAUCGCUUCCUGAACCUGAUAUUAGAACAAUGGCGCCACAUAAACCAAAACAACGGCUAUCUAAGCAACUAUCAAUGCGUGAGACACCACGAGAUGUUGCUUGGGAAAAAAGGCGUCGUCAAAUGUUAAAGAUUCAGGAGAAAAAGCAAAAAGGCGUCUCUGAAAACGAUAAUGAUCCAUCGGAUCUAACUGAUGAAGAUUUAAGGGAGCUCAAAGGGUCGAUCGAGUUAGGAUUCGGUUUCAAUGAAGAAGCCGGACAGAAGCUGUGCAACACAUUACCAGCAUUAGAUCUUUACUUUGCUGUGAAUAGGCAACUUUCACCUCUCCCUUCACCUAGUAGCAGUCGUAGCAGCAAUGGAGGAGAUGGCUCGUUGUCUUCUACUUCUGCUUCAUCGAGCAGCAUACCUUGUAGCCCAAAAACCGACUCGGAUUCAUUAAAGAUCCUAUGCCCGGGGGACAAUCCUCAACAGGUGAAGCAAAGAUUACGACAUUGGGCACAAGCUGUUGCAUGUUCUUUGAUGCAAUCUCACUGAUGAGUGUAGAUGUUGCGACUUUACGUUUCAACGUAAAACACUUAUUUUUUGUUUACUUUUGUGGGUGAAAUAGGACAGAGAAAGAAUCCUACUACGAGGAUCUAUCUGAACAAAAAAAGAUAGUAAAGUUUUGGGAGAAAAAAAUAGAGAGAGUAAGAGAUUAUGGUUCUCUCUACAUACUUGUGCAAAGCGAACAAGAUGAAAAGAUGACGUAGCCCUUUCUUAUUCAUUUACUGGAUUAUUAACUUCUAAUAUAUGGUCGUGUAAUUGUUACGAUGGUUAUUUUGAGGGAUGUUUUCCAUAUUUUUUACGGCUUUAUAGUUUGACUUCAUAACAUUUUUGACAAUAUUUUUAGUUGUGUAUAAUAUCUGAAAUACAAUAGGAAAGA
Messenger RNA from Camelina sativa (false flax), 1268 nucleotides. NCBI's taxonomy places the organism in Eukaryota, Viridiplantae, Streptophyta, Magnoliopsida, Brassicales, Brassicaceae. The record is from RefSeq and is a predicted model, not a curated record.